GGUCACGUGACUGAGGUAUUUGAGUCGACGUCACAGAACCAAAGCUGCGACCGAGUGGCGAAGCUCGGCGCUCCGUGAUUAAAACUCCCAGCAUCAGCAGCGGCAGCUCCAAUUGACCCUUCCCGCAGCCAUUGUUCCCGCCGCCGCCGCCGCCGCCGCCGCCGGUGGCCUCACGUUCGCUGUAGCCGCAGCGCGCGCGCGCCGCAGUGAUGUAACGAGAACUAGAAACGCUCGCGACCGUUUUAACUCAAAGUGAAGCCCAAACUGGUGUAAAACUGCGACAUAAAACAUUAGAAGAAACCUCUUCCAGCUCCACAUUUUGCUCCACUUUCAGGGUGUGGAGGUGGGAGACUCAUGGAGAAGUCUGGGUCUUUAGAGGGAGUGGCGCCCGAGGAGAGGAAAAGCCUCGUGGAGGCUGGUGGAGUUCCUCAAGGCGCAGAAGGCGGAGAAAUCAAUUCUCAGAGCCAGAGGAAGCGCAGCUCUUCUCGCAAGAGUUUUCGUCUGGAUUAUCGCCUGGAGGAGGAAGUGACUAAAUCAGCCCAGGACAAACACGGUCGCUGGAUUAACCCCUGGCCAACAUGGCGCUUCCCCUCCCACUCCAUGCUGUUGAGGUUCCUGCUUUGGGACAAAAAUCACUCUGACGUGCCAACGAGUAAAGAAGCCCUGGAUUGUGCGCUCCCGGUGAUGGAGCCGUACUUCGUUAGAAACCCACAACCUUCUGACUCCCUUCCAGGAAUGAGAGUCACCUGGCUGGGCCACGCAACUGUUCUGGUUGAAAUGGAUGGGCUGAAUAUUCUGACAGAUCCAGUCUUCAGCCAGAGAGCUUCUCCGCUCCAGUUCAUGGGGCCCAAACGCUACAGGGGACCCCCCUGCACUGUGGAACAGCUGCCGAGGAUUGAUGCGGUGGUCAUCAGUCAUUCUCAUUAUGAUCAUCUGGAUGUGGGCUCUGUGGUCAGUCUCAACGCGCGCUUCGGAGGGGAUCUACGCUGGUUCGUGCCCCUGGGUUUGAUGGACUGGCUGGCAAAGUCGGGCUGUGAGAAUGUGAUCGAGCUGGACUGGUGGGAGGAGAACUGUGUCCCCGGUCACGACCAGGUCACGUUUGUAUGCACCCCCUCGCAGCACUGGAGCAAGCGCACACCGUGGGACGAUAACAAGUCUUUAUGGAGCAGCUGGUCUGUUCUGGGCCCUGACCAUCGAUUCUUUUUUGCUGGCGAUACCGGCUACUGUUCGUCCUUCCAGGAGAUUGGACGGCGUUUUGGACCGUUUGAUCUCGCUGCGAUCCCUAUCGGAGCAUACAAGCCCAGGGAUGUGAUGCAGGGACAGCACGUGGAUCCAGUGGAGGCCGUUGAAAUUCAUCAGGACGUCCAGGCCAAACAGUCGGUAGCGAUUCACUGGGGAACGUUCGCCCUGGCCUAUGAGUACUACCUGGAGCCACCGGUUCUUCUCAGAGAAGCCCUGGAACGCAAAGGGCUGAAACCCGAGUCUUUCUUCACUCUGAAUCACGGGGAGUCUCGGCUUAUAGCGGCGGACGAGGGAGACGUGUUCGACUGACGCCUCCACGUCAGUGUGAGCGGACUCUAGAAAGCACACAAAGAAUGUUUACCACAUCCAAAAGGAAUUAUUUACGAUUGUACUCAAGAACUCAACUUAAAUAAAUUAUAAUCCUCAGAA
Oryzias melastigma (Indian medaka) is the source of this 1671-nucleotide messenger RNA. It is a transcript of the gene napepld, whose product is annotated as N-acyl phosphatidylethanolamine phospholipase D. NCBI's taxonomy places the organism in Eukaryota, Metazoa, Chordata, Actinopteri, Beloniformes, Adrianichthyidae. Gene Ontology annotation, molecular function: zinc ion binding; N-acylphosphatidylethanolamine-specific phospholipase D activity. Gene Ontology annotation, biological process: N-acylphosphatidylethanolamine metabolic process; N-acylethanolamine metabolic process. Bases 355 to 1551 code for a protein of 398 amino acids. The transcript has 10 exons. The record is from RefSeq and is a predicted model, not a curated record. Gene Ontology annotation, cellular component: membrane-bounded organelle; cytoplasm.